UCCGACAAGUUCCUACAGCGGAUCCAGCAGUUUGAGGAGCUUCACGGUCCGGCGCCUGCGAUGGAUCCGCGACGGGACGAGGGGGGGGAGGGAGAGAUGAGGGACACGGAGGAGGAGAUCGAGGUGCACGACGACGUCGAGGAGGUUGCGCGAGCGGGGUCGUCAGGGAGGGAGCGAGGGAAGGGCGUUGUCAGCGAGCCGGGGGGGCAGCAGGGCCAGUACUUUGCGUCGGCGCACGUGUCGGCUCAUACACGGGCAGGUGCGGAUACGGCUGAGGCGGGUCCGUCUGCGACGAAGAGGAAGGAGAGAGAGGAGGGGGCCAGACCGACGGCAGCACAGAAGAGGAUGAGACAGAACACGAUCACGGAGUCAUUCUCUUCAAAGUGGCAGAUGGAGUUCAAGAAGAAGUGGCUGCGGUUUGUGUACAGUCAGCGCCUGGCGUUCAACGUCUUCCGGAGCGAGCCGUGGUUGGACGUCGUCCGACACUUCAGGGAUUUGCCGGGGCCAGUGAAGGUGUUGUGGCCUUCAGACAAUGAGAUCGCGGACAUAGAGACCAUUGUCCACACGGCGGACGAUGUGGGAGCUGAUCUCGCAGAGGUCAGGGCUCCUUUCUAUGUCACGGGGGCGACCAUCAUGUCAGACGGAAGGAAGUCACGCGAUGCUAGACCCAUCGUUAACUUCCUUGCCGGCGGGUCGCGUGGGGUGAUGCUCGUCCGGACGAUGAACAGGGAGGUGUACGACAUGGAUUUCUUCGCUGAUUGGGACCAGGAGGAGGAGCGGCAAGAGCACGAGGAAGUGGUAACACUCCUGGCGUGAGACCCCCUCGUCUUCUUGCCUCCCUGUCCGCAUUUCAGCCUUGCGCCAUGCAGAACGCC
This is a messenger RNA of Chara braunii, 875 nucleotides long. The record is from the annotation of a GenBank genome assembly. NCBI's taxonomy places the organism in Eukaryota, Viridiplantae, Streptophyta, Charophyceae, Charales, Characeae.